Umbelopsis ramanniana AG is the source of this 1011-nucleotide messenger RNA. RefSeq lists its product as uncharacterized. Gene Ontology annotation, cellular component: mitochondrial large ribosomal subunit; ribosome. Gene Ontology annotation, molecular function: structural constituent of ribosome. Gene Ontology annotation, biological process: translation. Bases 214 to 819 code for a protein of 201 amino acids. Lineage: Eukaryota; Fungi; Mucoromycota; Umbelopsidomycetes; Umbelopsidales; Umbelopsidaceae. The record is from RefSeq and is a predicted model, not a curated record. The transcript is spliced from 2 exons.
CGGGCAUGGGUAAAGCUCUUGCGAAUACUGGCUCUAGCAAGCAUGGUUGGGAUUACUGUUCAAAAAAAAUACCGACAGGCCCACACUCCAGCUCACUCACAAUGCCUAGCAAUUUGAGAGAUGAACCCGUCCACGUGAUCGCUGAAAUUUCCAUCAAUUUUAUCACAAACAAUUUUUUUUUUGAGUCCCCUUCCUUGAAAUUCAACAUUCGAAAUGCACCACGGAAAGCAUGUUCGUCGCUUGAACCGAACGUCGGCUCAUCGAAAGGCCAUGCUUAGAAACAUGGUUUCGGCCCUUAUAAAACAUGAGCGAAUCGAAACGACCUUGCCCAAGGCUAAGGAAUUGAAGAAAAUCGCUGACAAAAUGAUCACUAUUGGCAAGAAGGGAGACUUUAAUGCUAAGCGAAGUGCUAUGGCGUACUUGCGGGAACAUGGCACUACCAUUCCUAUUCUGUUCGAUACCCUUGCCCCUCGAUUCGCCAACCGUAACGGAGGAUACACUCGCAUUCAGCGUAUUGGUCAGCGAUAUGGUGAUAAUGCCCCUAUGGCUGUCAUUGAAUACAUUGACGGAAAGAACGACUUGAAGAAGGAAUUUGUCACCAAGCAGAUUGCUCAUGCUUUGUCCCCAGCUUCAGGCAAACCUAUCCCCAACAUGUCCGUGGAAGAUAUUCUCGCUGGAAAGGGAGAGGUCUUGGGUGGAAACAAGUUCCAGCGUGAUCUUAAGAAGUUGCAGAACUCAUCUAAUGCCGCAUCCCUCAAAACUGGUAUCGAAGCUGAACUGGCAAAGCUUUCUGAGCAAAUGUCAAGCGCAAAGCUUUAGACUUCUCUAUACGAUCUCUUUCUUCCCUCCCCGCAUGCUCGGCUGUUCAUCAUAGCAUGUGGUUUUGUAUAGAUUUACUUUGAAAUUCGGGUUUAUGUCCUUCAAGGUUCUCUUUUUUUCUUUUCCAAUAAAAUGUAGAAUAAUUUCCAUAGAAGAAACAGAGGCAGAUGGCAUAGGAGCACCAUUUCUUAA